AUGCAGUGUAUACAAGGUGGCGGUGAGAAAAUCAGAGACUGCCUUAAUGGUGCCAGCAACAAUCUAAAAAUGUUGAAGGAAUAUUUUGUCAUACAGCUGGCUGUUUCAGCUUUAAUAAUGUCUGAUGUAGCGGCCUACAAACGCAACUAUGAAGCUAAAUAUACCAAACCAAAUGUACCACUAUGGAAGCAAAGGGCUUGUGAGAAGGCCCAAAAAUAUAAGGCCAAUUCUCAUUAUGUUUGUGAUGAUAAGGGUGACGUUAACUGUUUGCCAGGUUGGCAGGGAGAUUUAUGUCAAGUACCCAUGUGUCGCAAAGGUUGUGAUCCCAUGAAUGGCUAUUGUCAACGGCCUGGUGAAUGCCGUUGUCGCAUCGGUUACACUGGGGAAUUGUGUGACAAAUGCAUACCAUUGCCCGGAUGUCAGCAUGGAGACUGCACAAAACCAUUCGAAUGCAUUUGUCGCCCCGGCUGGGAUGGACUCUUUUGUACGGAACCCACAUGUCGCCAGGGCUGCCACAACACACGCGGCUAUUGUGAGACUCCCGGUGAGUGUCGUUGUCGUAUCGGUUGGGCUGGCCGUAAUUGCAGUGAUUGCUCUGUAUUGCCCGGCUGUCAACAUGGCACUUGCAGCAAACCAUUGGAGUGUCAGUGUUUACCUGGUUACACUGGCCUGUUGUGCCAGACACCCAUUUGUAAUGCAGACUGUCAUAAGCAGCGUGGCUAUUGCAAGAAACCGGGUGAAUGCAGAUGUAAAGUAGGCUGGACUGGUGUCAAAUGUGAUCAAUGUUUCCCCUAUCCUGGAUGUGUUAAUGGGGAUUGUGAGAAGCCCUGGGAGUGCAACUGCAAACCCGGCUGGGGUGGCAUUUUAUGUGAUGAAAAACUAACCUAUUGCAAGGACCAUGCUAAUAUCUGUGAAAAUGGAGGCAAAUGUAUUUCGCUGACCAAGGAGGAUGGCAAUUAUCGCUGUCACUGUAAACAGGGUUAUUUGGGUAAAAAUUGUGAAAUCACAGAUGAAUUUCUGUUAACCUCAACGCCAGCUCCACGAAUUACCCCACCACCUUUAGUCAACUGGGAGGAGGAGGAUGAUGAGGAUAUUAGUGAGCCUUUAAAUGAUGAAAAUGAGGUGCAAAGCACUCUUAAGGAUAAGGAGAAGGAUAAGCUACAAGUAAAGUUAACGAAAAAUGAGACCAUACAGUUUGAAAAAGGCUUAAAUGGGACAGAUACAGUAAAACAGAAAACAGAGACUUUCAAUUUAAGUUUGAAUGAGACUCAGGGAAAUGCAACAAAAUUAAAUGUUACCAAGGUCUUGGAGAAAUUGGAAUCCAAAGAGGAAAAUCUAAAGAAUAGCUCGCUAACUAAGAAAGAAUUCAUUUCCUUGCCCACCUUGGCAGAUAUUUCGGGAUCCGAUAUUAUAGGAACAGCCACAGCUGGCAUGAAUAAACCAACACCAGCAGAUACCAAGAAGACCCCAAACACAGCCCCUUUAACAACGGUCUCUUCAACUCCCAGUACCCCGACAGUAUCUGCUACCAAAACCCCCUCCUCAACCACAUCAACUUCCACUACCAUGUCUCCCUUAAGUAAACUAGAUGACGACAAAAAUCUCCAUACCAUGCCUUUUAAAUCUUCAGAGUCUAAUAAAAAGCCUGUAGAGGAAGAUGAUGAUGAGGAGUGCACUGAUGACAAUGAUGAUGAGUGUGAAUAUGAGGAUGAAGAUGAGGAGGAUGAGGAUGACGAAGAAGAUGAUGAGGAUGCCAAAUAGUCAUAGUUUUAUAUUUAGCCAUUUUUUCUUUAUAUAAAUAAAAUAUUUAUUAAUCAAAACCUGAAA
This is a messenger RNA of Calliphora vicina (urban bluebottle blowfly), 1827 nucleotides long. RefSeq names its product C901 (gene C901). The coding region runs from base 1 to 1761 and encodes 586 amino acids. Gene Ontology annotation, cellular component: cell surface; membrane; extracellular region. Gene Ontology annotation, biological process: anatomical structure development; cell communication. Gene Ontology annotation, molecular function: signaling receptor binding. The record is from RefSeq and is a predicted model, not a curated record. Lineage: Eukaryota; Metazoa; Arthropoda; Insecta; Diptera; Calliphoridae. The transcript is spliced from 7 exons.